Dimorphilus gyrociliatus is the source of this 1255-nucleotide messenger RNA. The record is from the annotation of a GenBank genome assembly. NCBI's taxonomy places the organism in Eukaryota, Metazoa, Annelida, Polychaeta, Dinophilidae.
AAUGCAUCAAGAAAAAGAGCGUAUUAUUGGAAACCAUAUUUGUAGAAAAUAUAAUCUAAUCUCUUCUCCAAUAUCUGGAAAAUCUGGAAUUGCAGAUAACUAUAAUGAUAUUAUAUUGGACAAUUGUGAUUGGUCAGAUGAGUAUUUGUUUGGAUGUGAAUAUGGUGAAUAUUCUGUUGGUUUUUACAUCUCAAAAGUGGCUUGUGAACCUAAUCUCGAUUUUAAAGAAAAUAGUUUUAGAUUAAGCAGUCCAACUAUUAAUUAUUAUCAAAAUGACAGUUUAACAGAUAAAAAAGAGUUUUUUGGAUAUCCACAAGUAUUUCAGGGUGGAAUGUGGAAAAAUUUACUAGCUUUUCAAAUGAAAUAUCAUAUUCCAAGAUUGAUCUGCAAAUAUUUUGGAUCAGAAGAUGGCUACCUAUAUUUACUACCAACAGCAAUAGAACAUAAACUACAAUUAUAUUUGUCAUUAGAAAUUACUUGUAAUAUUACUGCUCAAUAUUUAAAGGAUUGUCAAAUUACCACACCACUUUAUUCAGGGCUUUUUAAAGAUUCAAAGUUAUCUGAUGUAUCACAAGCAUUUACCUUGAGUUGUUCACACAAAGCAUCAAUGGAUAACACUGAAGUUGAUGGAAUAUCACAAAAUAUAAAAUUUAUAAGAACUUCUUCAAACCUACCAUAUGAUUUUACAACAUUAAUUUCAGACGGAUUUCAUGGAAAUCAUUCUACUCAAUUAGGAUUUUUGAAAAGGUGCGACGAAUGGAGAUAUUUAGAGAAGGAAAAAUUUUGUGACAACCAAUGCAAUUGCUUUGAUAAAACUGAUGAAGAAUGUAAUGAAUAUUUGAAUCCUGAGAAUAAGAAAAUUGAAAGUUGUAGAUUAGAUACUCAGAUUAAAUGCUUAGAUUAUUGCUUACCUUUGCAUAUGAAUUGUGAUAAAUUAAUUCAUUGUCCAGAUGGAUCUGAUGAAACAUCUUGUAGGCAAAUGAUGAAAACUUUUAUCAAAGUGAAAAGUCCAAAUUAUACUGCAAUACUAUCUCCAAAGAAAAAAUGUCAUUUGAUCUAUAAUUCUUUUGGAUACUUAGAAACCAAAAUUCAUGAUCCACGCUAUCCAUUUGGAAUAUUCAACUGUAACAAAAAAUUCUGCCCUGGUGGAUUCUUAUGCACGGAACAUAAAUUUUGCAUUUCAAUAGAAAAUGUUUGCGAUGGAAUUAAUCACUGUUGGAGUAAUGAAGAUGAAUUCAAUUGCAGUAGACUUUAA